Cavia porcellus (domestic guinea pig) is the source of this 1259-nucleotide messenger RNA. It is a transcript of the gene Tagln2, whose product is annotated as transgelin 2. Gene Ontology annotation, cellular component: actin cytoskeleton. Gene Ontology annotation, molecular function: actin filament binding. The record is from RefSeq and is a predicted model, not a curated record. Bases 3 to 602 code for a protein of 199 amino acids. The transcript is spliced from 4 exons. Lineage: Eukaryota; Metazoa; Chordata; Mammalia; Rodentia; Caviidae. Gene Ontology annotation, biological process: actin filament organization.
GAAUGGCCAACAGGGGACCUGCGUAUGGCCUGAGCCGAGAGGUGCAGCAGAAGAUUGAAAAGCAGUAUGAUGCCGACCUGGAGCAGAUCCUGGUCCAGUGGAUCACCACCCAGUGCCGCAAGGAUGUGGGCCGGCCCCAGCCAGGCCGUGAGAACUUCCAGAACUGGCUCAAGGAUGGCACGGUGCUAUGUGAGCUCAUCAAUGGACUGUACCCCGAGGGGCAGGCCCCAGUGAAGAAGAUCCAGGCCUCCACCAUGGCCUUCAAGCAGAUGGAGCAGAUCUCUCAGUUCCUGCAGGCAGCUGAGCGCUAUGGCAUCAACACCACUGACAUCUUCCAAACUGUGGAUCUCUGGGAAGGAAAGAACAUGGCCUGUGUACAGCGAACACUGAUGAACCUAGGUGGCCUGGCAGUGGCCCGGGAUGACGGGUUCUUCAAUGGGGAUCCCAACUGGUUUCCUAAGAAAUCCAAGGAGAACCCUCGGAACUUCUCCGACAACCAGUUGCAAGAGGGCAAGAAUGUGAUUGGGUUACAGAUGGGUACCAACCGUGGGGCAUCUCAGGCAGGCAUGACUGGCUACGGGAUGCCACGCCAGAUCCUCUGAUCCUGCCUGCCCUGCCUGCCCUCCCUUGAAUGGUUAAUAUAUAUGUAUAUAUGUUUUAGCAGUGACAUUCCUAGAGAGCCCCCAAAGCUCUCAAGCUCACCUCUGCUGGGGUGGGGAUCUAACCUCUCCUGUCACCUGUCGGGGUGCCAAUGGAACCUCUCCCCCUCUGCUUAUUAAUACAUUCCUUCCCCAUACUCAUCAAAACUGGACCAACCUUUCCCCCUGGGACCAAAACUUGGGGGCAGUUAGCCUUCCACUACCCACCAUGCCUGUCUUCUUUCUCUGUGGCCUCUCCUGACCCUGAGCUGUGUGCCCUGAGCCCGUCCUUGGCUCAUAGUCAGGGAUGCUGCCUUCUGGCCUGGUGGGCUGGCCUUCCCUCCACAAGUAUGCCUAUCCUGCAGCUGUGACUGCAGGGACUUAAUUUAUAGGCAGGGCCCUGUGGUGACUGCCACUCUAGCUAUGGCUGGGCUGUGCUCACCACACGUCUGGGGCAACUUUCCCUGGCAGAGGCCCUGUUGGUUUCUCAUUUUCCAUUCCCCUUGCUGUGGCUAAGGGACGGGGUUGAGCGGACAGAAGAGGGAGGGCUGCCUACCACCAUCUGGGGUUUGAGGAAUAAGAGUUUGCUGAUUUAAAUAAAAAAUGAUGGUCUUUUUGGAA